UAGUACUGUAUAUAUUGUAAACAAACAAACAAACACAACAACAAAAACAUUACAUCAGCAUUACAUAUUGGUCAUCAGCUGCCCCGCUCUCUAAAUAUUGGCACUGACCAUUGAAAAACUCAGUCGGCCAUUAGAUCUUAGAGAAACUAUUAUGACUCAGAGAGACUAUAAUGACUUUUCUAUUAAUUAAAACAGCAAUAUUAUCACGGCAGUGCAGCAAUCUGAGCCCAUAGCUUGAGGAGAAUGUUAUGGAGCAUAAAUGGCAAAAAUCAUUCAAGUGCUGUCAUAAUCUACUGGUGUAGUGAUUCUGCUCGAGUCCUUUUCAUAAUGACUUUUCCAUCAUAUAGUAAUUCAUUAUGACUCUGCAUCUCUCAGGGGUUAAAAUAACCUUAGCAAAUAUAAUGCAUUGUAAUUUCUUGCAUGUCGUUCAUCAUCAUCAUCAUUACCCAGGUUGUAAUUCAUUGUUGAUUAUGCAUGUCUAAAAUCUAACUCUGUGCUACUAACUCCUUCCUGUGAAUUGCUGUAGAUUUGUGAUUUAGCUGAGAGAGACGAUUGGCCUUAAUUUCACCUUUUGAGAAUGGCUGCUUCAGUGGCUGCGAAAGCCCAGCCUCUUCGGAAAGUUCACAGAGUUGGUUCCAUCUAUGAACCUCUAAAGUUGUCCAUUCUCCAGCGUGAGGAUGAGCCCCUUUGGGAGAAGCUAGACCGCUACUACAAUGCCGUCAAGAUAACCAUUUUGAACUACCAGAGUCCCACAACUGGCCUUUUCCCGGUCAAAACAUGCUCCACCUGCAAGGAGGCCAAGGUCCGGGACUCCCUCUACUGUGCUGCCAGCGCCUGGGCCCUGGCUUUGGCCUAUCGACGCAUCGAUGACGAUAUGGGGCGAACCCAUGAAUUGGAGCACUCUGCCAUCAAGUGCAUGAGAGGGAUCCUGUACUGCUAUAUGAGACAGGCUGAUAAGGUGGAGGAGUUUAAACAGGAUCCCAGCCCCUCCAAGUGUCUGCACUCAGUGUUCAACGUAGACACCGGUGAUGAGGUGCACUCCUACAGCGACUACCACCACCUGCAGAUCGAUGCCGUUUCUCUGUUUCUGCUGUACCUGGUGGAGAUGAUCUGCUCUGGUCUGCAGAUCAUUUACAACACUGAUGAGGUUUCCUUCAUCCAGAACCUGGUGUUCUGUGUGGAAAGAGCCUACAGGGUGCCUGACUACGGCAUGUGGGAGAGAGGCAGCAAAUACAACAACGGCAGCACUGAGCUGCAUUCCAGCUCUGUGGGCCUGGCUAAAGCUGCUCUGGAGGCCAUCAAUGGAUUCAACCUUUUUGGAAACCAGGGCUGUUCAUGGUCUGUGAUAUUUGUGGAUCUGGACGCCCACAACAGAAACAGGCAAACCCUGUGCUCCCUGCUGCCCCGAGAGUCUCGCUCACAUAACACAGACGCAGCCUUGCUUCCAACCAUCAGCUAUCCUGCCUUUGCAGUGGACGAUGAUGCCCUUUACAGUCAGACACUGGACAAGAUUGUGCGCAAGCUGCGAGGCAAAUAUGGAUUCAAACGAUUCCUCCGUGAUGGCUACCGCACCACGAAUGAAGACAAGGAUCGCCGCUACUACAAGCCUGCUGAGAUGAAGCUUUUUGAUGGAAUCGAGUGCGAGUUUCCCAUAUUUUUCAUCUACAUGAUGAUUGACGGGGUGUUCAGAGGAAACAAAGCUCAGGUCAAAGAGUAUCAGGAGCUUCUUGAACCCAUCAUAUUCCAGUCUUAUGAAGGCCAUGCUGUGAUCCCCAAAUACUACUACGUACCGGCUGACUUUGUGGAGGCAGAGCAGAAACAGCAUGGAAGCCAGAAGCGUUUCCCUAGCAACUCUGGCCGUGAUGGGAUGAUCUUCCUGUGCGGUCAGGCUCUUUUCAACAUCGCCAAGCUGCUGGUGGAUGAGCUGAUCAGCCCGAAAGAUAUUGACCCCAUCCACCGAUACGUUCCCCGCCAGGACCAGCGCAACGUCAGCAUGCGCUACUCCAAUCAGGGUCCCAUAGAGAACGAUGUUGUGAUUCACGUGGCCCUGAUCGCAGAGAGCCAGAGACUUCAGGUGUUUUUGAACACCUAUGGCAUUCAGACCCAGACGCCCCAGCAGGUGGAGCCAAUUCAGAUCUGGCCUCAGAAGGAACUGGUCAAGGCAUAUCGUUUCCUUGCCAUCAAUAAGAAGCUGGGUUUGAGUGGGCGUCCAGAGAGGCCAGUUGGCUGCAUCGGGACAUGCAAGAUUUAUCGUAUCCUGGGCAAGACGGUGGUGUGCUACCCAAUAGUGUUUGAUUUAAGUGACUUUUACUUGUCCCAAGACGUUAUGCUGCUGAUUGAUGACAUAAAGAAUGCUCUGCAGUUCAUCAAACAGUGCUGGAAGAUGCAGGGACGUCCUCUCUUCCUGGUUCUGAUCCGCGAGGAUAACAUCAAGGGGAGCCGCUUCAACCCAGUCCUGGACAUGCUGGCCUCUUUCAAGAAGGGCAACAUCGGAGGGGUCAAAGUUCACGUAGACAGACUUCAGACCCUGAUAUCUGGAGCAGUGGUAGAGCAGCUGGACUUCCUGCGUGUCAACGAAGCAGAGAUCCCAGAGUUUAAGAGCUUUGAGGAGCUGGAGCUGCCGAAGCACUCCAAGGUGAAGAGACAGAUGAGCACACCCAACGCCUCUGACCUGGAGCAGCAGCCGGAGAUCAAUGUGGAGGAGUGGCUGCAGAAGCCCACCAAUGAGAUCAUUCAGAAGUUCCAUGACUGUGACUGCUUGGCCAGUCAGGCUCAGCUUGCAGGAAUCCUUCUCAGGAGAGAAGGACCAGACUUCCUUGCUAAAGAUGAGAACCUGAUGGAUGAACUGGAGAGAAUCUACAGAAGAGCUGGCAGCAGAAAGCUUUGGCUGGCAGUGCGCCAUGCUGCUGCCAUUAUCGAGAAGUUUGCCAGCUCUAUAGCUCCUCACAUCACCACAAUACUGGUGCAUGGGAAACAGGUGACCCUCGGCCUAUUCGGGCAGGAGGAGGAGGUGAUCUCCAACCCACUGUCGCCAGGGGUGAUCAAGGGCAUCAUCUACAACAAGUGCUCCCCUCAUGGUGGGCAGCGGGAGGCCGUUCUUCAGCAGGAGCUGGUCAUCCAUAUCGGCUGGAUUAUCUCCAACAACCCAGAGCUGUUCAGCGGCAUGCUCAAGAUCAGAGUCGGAUGGAUUGUCCAGGCCAUGAAACAUGAGCUGAAGAUCAGAGCAGGAGACAUGCCCCCCCAGGACAUCUACCAGCUCUCUCCCAGCGACAUCAAGCAGCUCCUGCUGGACGUCCUGCAGCCUCAACACACCGGCAGGUCUUGGCUGAACAGGCGUCAGAUCGAUGGCUCUCUGAACAGGACCCCUCUGGGCUUUUAUGACCGUGUGUGGCAGAUCUUGGAGAGGACCCCCAAUGGUAUUAUGGUGGCUGAGACUCACCUCCCACAGCAACCGACUCUAUCUGACAUGACCAUGUACGAGAUGAACUUCUCCCUGUUGGUGGAGGACAUGCUGAAGAAAAUUGUCCUGCCUGAGUACAGACAAAUCAUAGUAGAGCUGCUGAUGGUGGUGUCCAUAGUGCUGGAGAGAAACCCGGAGCUGGAGUUCAGCGACAAGGUGAAUCUGGACGCUCUGGUGAAGGAAGCCUUUAAUGACUUCCAGAGGGAUCGCAGCCACAUUGAAGGCAUCGAGAAACAGGAUGACAUGGAGGCAUUCUACAACACAACACCAGUGGGAAAGAGAGGCACCUCCAGCUACCUGACUAAGGCCGUGAUGAUCCUGUUGCUGCAAGGGGACGUCAAGCCCUGCAAGGACGACCCGUGCUCUGUUAGCUAGAUUUACAAUGCUCUGACCCCGAGGCCCAGUCUGCUGCAGUGUAGUCAUAAAAUGGUCUAGUGAGGAUCCAUCACAUGUAGUGAGAAGAUAACCUCUAACCUCUCAAAUCCUCCCUUAGGCAGGACUCUGCACUCCUCCAAGCUACAUUUUUUCCUUUUGCCUCAACAGCCAUCGAAGAUGUAAGUAGAAAUAUCAGUUGGCUUAGAUUAACAUGUCUGCAGUUUGCUCUCGGGGUUAAACAACACCUAGCAGUCAUGUUUAAUAUAAAAACUAAAAUGUUAAGAAUUUGAGAAAUACAAUAUCACCAGGGCCUCGCUUCUUUUACCUCUACACAUUAGAGUAUGAGUUACAUUGAUUUGCUCUAGUUAUUUAUUACCAUUAGUGGCUAGUCUUGAGCUCAUGAUA
Messenger RNA from Centropristis striata (black sea bass), 4240 nucleotides. RefSeq names its product phosphorylase kinase, beta (gene phkb). The transcript is spliced from 31 exons. Gene Ontology annotation, molecular function: calmodulin binding. Bases 578 to 3835 code for a protein of 1085 amino acids. NCBI's taxonomy places the organism in Eukaryota, Metazoa, Chordata, Actinopteri, Perciformes, Serranidae. The record is from RefSeq and is a predicted model, not a curated record. Gene Ontology annotation, biological process: glycogen metabolic process. Gene Ontology annotation, cellular component: phosphorylase kinase complex.